AUACAGCGUUACAAUUUGGAUGGCAUGUACAGUUUAGCACACCGAUCAUAACAGCACAGAAAUUUGGACCACGUCAGUAACUUUCGAUGAAGAUGUCAAUACUCAUCUUUAAUGUUCUUAGCCCUGACCUACUGACCUACAUUCUUGUUUUUUAAGCUAGAGCAAAGGAAUUUGUAUGUUUGUUCUUUUAACAGAUUUCAGUACCUAUCUUGAAGAAUCUUUACCAUGACCUUCUCACUUCGUUUUUUUGUUGUUUUUGAAGCUUUAGCAAAGAAAUUUGUUCAAGUUAGCAAUUAAACUCAGGUGAGCAAUAUAGGGCCAUUAUGGCCCUCUUGUUUAACAGUUAUACUAUUUCAUCCAUAGAACAAUUGUAAGUUAAUAUGAAUUUUUGUCUCCAUUUUCACAUAUUUCACAUGAUCUUUCGUUCAAACUUUGUAUGAUAUGGUUUUUGAAUAAUUGGGGGUUACUGUCUGUAAUAGCUCUUGUUUAAAUGGCGUUAAGGGAAUGCAGAGAGUUUAUUCGAUAAGGCUAUCUGUCAUUCAUGACAUUAUAUUAGGGAACGGUGGAACAAAUCAGAAAGCACAAGCAUGAAACACUGAAAUGUAGUAUGUGGACCAACGUAAGUGUGUCACUGAUAAGAUUCGUAUCUAAAUGCAGAGACGAUUUCAACAGAUGUUUGCAGUCCAGAUGUACUGACAUUUUCUGUUCCAUUUUAUUGAAGAUAUUUUAAAGAGACUUCCUUGUAAAUAAGUGACUAAAGACAGUAAUAUUUCAGAGUAGUUUCACCUGGUAACAAAGCAUAUGUUGCAGUGAUGAAUUUAUUAUUGGUGUUUCUGGGAUACACCUUAGUAACGGUUUAUCUUACUUCAACAGCAAAUAGUUUACAAUGUCUCGAGUGCCAGGACAUACCACAUCCCGAUGACUGUCGUGUCAAAACAACAUGUUCGGACAGCAGUAAGUGUUACGUUGAGCAGGUCGUGUCUAGUGGAGGCUUGGUGCUCUACAGCAUGGGUUGUACAUCUGAAAGUCGUUGCACGAACAAACGUUCUUUUGGUCAGAAAAGAAUAAGCAAACGUCAAGACACAAUAUCAAGCACAGACAUAGUGAUGUGCAGAGACUGUUGUGACGGCGAAUUUUGCAAUAUAGAAGGUUGUGGUCAGAAAGCUACAAAAAAGCCACAACGACAACCCUUGUGUUUUACCUGCUCCAACCAGCUCGACCCCAGUAGUUGCCGAGAUGUUACACUGUGUGAUCAGGAACACAUGUGUGCAUUACAACAAAAAAUACCAUAUAAUGGCGAAUGGAAAAGUGAAUGUGUGCCAAGACGUGUAAAUACAACUCUUGAUUUUAUAUCAUCUUAA
Mercenaria mercenaria is the source of this 1361-nucleotide messenger RNA. RefSeq lists its product as uncharacterized. The record is from RefSeq and is a predicted model, not a curated record. The transcript has 5 exons. Lineage: Eukaryota; Metazoa; Mollusca; Bivalvia; Venerida; Veneridae. The coding region runs from base 813 to 1361 and encodes 182 amino acids.